AUGGAUAUAAAACAACUACCAUUAAAUGAACGUGAAGAGUUAUGUUAUGAAAGAUUAAAUAUAUUAAGAGAAAAAAAAGCUAAAUUAGAGAAUGGAAUAAAGACUGUAUCAGCAACAAAAAUUGAUAAUUGUUCAGAAGAAGUAAUUUCAUCAAUUAAAGAGAUGAAAGAAAAAUUAGAAUCUUCUUUAAAUUUAUUAAUUAAGCAAGAGAAUGAUUAUUUAGAUAUAUUGGCACACAUAAAAGCUAUGAGAAAAAUAAAUGAGAAAGAUGAAGAUAAAAAUGAUGAUGAAAUAACAAUAAAAGAUGUCCACCAAGAAUUAAAAAAUAUUAAAGAUGCAAUGGAAAGGACAGAGACAGCUUCAAAAAUAAAUGAGCAAUUGAUGAUGACAUUGAAAUUACAACAACAAAAAAGAGCAGCUUUAGCUGGAAUAAAUCUAAAAAAAAGACAGGAACAAAAUAUUGAGGCAGAUCAGGCGACUGAAGAAUUUUUAACAGCGAAAAAAAAAUUUUUAACUCAAAAGACAGAGAUAGAACGUAAAAAUAUACAAUUGGAGAAAUUAAAAAAAGAGAUAAUAAGAAGAGAAUUACUGGGAAAAGAUAACAUAGAUAAUGAAAUUGUAGUUAUAAAUAAUAAGAAUACUGAUCAACAAAAGGUUGCCGAAAAAGUGUAUGUUAGUAAUGGCAAUGAUGAUGAUGAUAAAAAUAAUGAAAAGAAAAGAGAAAUAUUUAAUGAUAUUGAACCUUUUGUUGAUGAAGAGAACUGUCAAAUGAUUAAUGAAGAGGAGAAUGAUGAUGAAGAUGAGUAUAGUCAUUUAAGUUUAAGUGAAAUGAAAGAAAGGAGGGACGCUUUUAAUGAACAGAUAACAACAAAAUUAAGACUUUUAGAUGAAAAUAAAAAUCGUAUGAGAUUGAUAAAAGAAAAAUUAUUUGGUCUUCAGAAAGAUUCAUUCAAAAAUAUGUCUUUAGAUAAUAGUAAAAAAAUUGAAAAUACUAAUACUGAAAAAAGAAAGGAUAGUUUUGAUAAUAAGACAAAAAUUGAUAUUGAUUAUGAAGAUGCUUUAUCAAGAUUACAAAGUUUAACUUCAAUGCGCCAACGUCUUGAAUUAAUUCACCAAAAUAUGACAGAAGAUGGAAUUUUAGAUAAAGAUGUAAAAAAUUUAACUGUUCCAGAUAUCAUAUUAUCAGAAAUUAAUGAAGUCAUCUCAACAAACAAGGAAGCCAUGGAUAAUUAUGGAAAAAGUAACUCAGUUGAGAAAGGAAAUGAGAAAAUUUCAUCAUCUACGGAUGCUACAGUUCCAAGUUGUGUAACAAAUGCUUUAGAUGAUUCUUAUCUUGGAGGAAAAUAUUCACAAAAAUUACUAAAUAGUAGUGAAAGUAGUUUUGAUGUAACAACUAUUGAAAAUGUUAUUAAAAAAGGAAAUAAUAUUGAGAAUGAUGAAAGAAAUAAUGAUGAAUCUGAGUUGAUCUCUGUUGUUCGCAAAGCAUUUCAUGACACUAUAGAUGGUAAAAAUUCUGUACCAUCAAAAAGUCCAAAUUGUGGCUUUUCAACAUCUUAUUCUACAAUUAAUUCAUCACAAGAAUUUAGUGAUAACAAAACACCUGUAGGUGAUACUAGUACGAUAAACGAACAACUUGCUAAAAUGGAAGAAAUUUUGAAUAUGCAUUCAUUAAAAUUAGAAGAAAUUUCUAAACAGGUGAAUUCACUUUCUUCAUCCACCAAUUGUCAUAUUUCUUCAGGUUCAGUACCUUCUAAAUCACCUUUAACAAUUCCCAUUAAUUUUACUGAUGAAAUUAUAAAAAAUCUUUUUACAAAUAUUUUUACUAAUGCAUCAAAAGAAGCAUUAAAAAAUUUUAAUGAAUCACUUAACAAAUUAUGUACUAGUAAAUGUUUACCAGAAGAAUUAAGUGACAAUAUUCAAAAAUUAAUUAAAUCAUGUUCUCAUAUAUCUGAUCUUAGAAGUUGUUCUAAAGAUUCUAAGUCAUCAUUUGAAGAUGUAUUGGAUGAUGGAUUUGAUGUUAAGGAGAUGCCUUUAUUCAAAAAUCAUUCACCAAUAUUAAAUAAAAAUAAUACAUACUGGAAUCAUGAAUAUUGGGAUCGUGGUGAGGAACAACAAGAAAAUUUUAAUUUUAUAGAUGCUUUAAGGCAAUCCCAAUAUGAUAAUUGUGUUAAUAAUGAAACAACAAAAAUUUCAAAAAUGAAAACAAGAGAAAAAGUUUUAAAAUUUACUUCAUCAUUAAUAAAAUCAUCCUCUGAAGAUUUGACAACAUCUGGUGAUACAGAUUCUAAGAAAGAAUUUAAAAAUGAAAAAAAUGAAGAAUGUAGUAUAGUGGAAGAGCAAAUAUUUUUUAUCAUCUCUUCUAUAAUACCUUUUCUUAAUAUGCAACAACAAUCUUCACCUACAGCUGACUUGAGAUUUAUUGCAGAUCUCAGAAACCUGAUAUUAAAUGAGACACGGUCAAUAUAUUGUAAAAAUAUGGAUGUCAAAAAUAGUCAAACCUUUACAAAACAAAUAUCAUCAAUUCUAGAUGCUUCAUUGUCUUCUUACAUAGGAUGUAAUAUAAAUGAAAAUCGUGAACAAUUAAUUCUAGAACUUUCUGAUGUUUUACAUAAUGAACUUUCUUUUUAUAAUUUAAUUAAUGAUAUAAAUAAUGUUUUUGUAGGUAAAUGA
Strongyloides ratti is the source of this 2670-nucleotide messenger RNA. RefSeq lists its product as hypothetical. The coding region runs from base 1 to 2670 and encodes 889 amino acids. NCBI's taxonomy places the organism in Eukaryota, Metazoa, Nematoda, Chromadorea, Rhabditida, Strongyloididae. The transcript has 10 exons. The record is from RefSeq and is a predicted model, not a curated record.